UUUCUUUAAAGAUAGAUAAUAGCAGAGUUCAGAGUUAUACACUUACACCUUUACUUAAUACUUAGUAAUGCUCUCUUAAGUCUUAACCCUUUACCAGUUUACCACAAUUUCAUCUUAUAGUCUAAUAGCCUACAGGCUACAACAUUUGAAAAUAUUCUUUAAAGUUAAAAUGGCUAAUAGAUAUUGCUCAUUAGUUUUAGUAAAUUCUACUAAAAAAAGAUUUAUGUCCACGUCAAGUUUAAAAACUAUAAUAACUGAAUCAAAAAAAGAAAUACCUAUUGUUAAGGGUUUACCAUUAGUUGGUACAAUGUUUUCAAUUUUGGCUGCUGGUGGUGGUCGUAAGUUACAUGAAUAUAUUGACAAACGUCAUCAAAAAUAUGGUUCAGUGUUUAGAGAAAAGCUUGGUUCUGUUGAUGCAAUUUGGAUUAGUAACCCUUUGGAUAUGAAACUAUUAUUUGCACAAGAAGGAAAAUUUCCCAAACAUAUUUUACCAGAAGCAUGGUUACUUUACAAUGACACAUAUGGCCAAAAACGUGGACUCUAUUUUAUGAAUGGAAAAGAAUGGUGGAAAUAUAGACAAAUAUUUAAUAAAGUUAUGUUGAAAGAUUUGAAUGUAAAUUUUAUCAAAUCUUAUAAAAUUGUAAUUAAUGAUUUAUUAAAUGAAUGGGAAUUGAGUAAUGGACAAGUAAUUCCAAAUCUUAUAGCAGAUUUAUACAAAAUUUCAAUAUCGUUUAUGGUGGCACAUUUGGUUGGAAGAGUUUAUGAUGAAUGUAAAAAUGACUUAUCAAAUGAUAUAAAUUGUUUAGCACAAUGCAUACAAAAAGUAUUUCAGUGUACUGUCAAAUUUACAGUUAUUCCUGCUAAAACUUCUAAAUUAUUAAAACUGAAUAUUUGGAAUGAUUUUGUAAUAGCUGUUGAUAAUUCUAUUGAAAGUGCGAAUAAUUUAGUGUCAAAAUUAAUGAGCCUUAAUGGUGAUGGUUUGUUAAAUUCUGUGCUAAAUGUUCAUGACAUACCUAUUGAUAUGAUUAAGAGGUUAAUGAUUGAUUUUAUAAUCGCAGCAGGUGAUACUACUGCUUAUUCAACUCAAUGGUCUUUAUAUACUCUAGGACUUCACAAGAGUAUACAAAAUAAUUUAAGACAUAACCUAUUAGAAACUGAUUUCUUGGAAUGUGAUUAUUUAAAUAAUAUUUUAAAAGAAGUUCUAAGAAUGUAUCCAUUGGCACCUUUUUUCACAAGAAUCCCUUCAAGUGAUAUAUUUUUAACAGAUCACAAAAUACCAGCAAAUAGUUUAGUCAUUAUGUCUAUGUUCACAAGUAGUAGAAAUGGAAAAUACUUUAAUAGCCCCAAUGAAUUUAUACCAGAUCGCUGGAAUCGUCUAAAAUAUAAUAAAUAUAAUGGUGUAAAUGAGCCAUUUGCAACCCUUCCUUAUGGAUUUGGUGCAAGGUCGUGCAUUGGACAAAAAAUGGCACAUGUUCAGAUGUGUCUAACACUAUCAGAGUGCAUCAAAAGAUUUAAUAUACAUACAAUGCAACCAGUUGAAAUUGCAUUAGAUUUGAUUACAGUGCCAGAUGAUCAAAUAAAUAUAAAAAUACAUAAGUUAUAAUUUGUCAAGUUGAUAUAUAAUUAAUCUUUAUAAUUCAAUACAGGAGUAUACAAAUAUUGUAUCAUCUCUAAUAUGUAUCUAUUAAAAUGUAUAAUAUUAAGUAACCAUACAGAUACAGGCAAUAUGUAUAUACCAACUGGCAAUUUCUAUCACUACAACUUAAUUUUUGUUACAAUGUUACAUUAUAUAAUUAAAUUCUAUUUUAUAAUAUAUUAUAUUAUCAUUUUUCAAGUUAGUAUAAACAUAAUUUAAAAAUUUAAAUUUAUUUUUUAUUGUCAAUUUUAAACAUAUGUUAAAUUUUAGAAUUACAUUUUAAAUUGUUAUGGAUAAUAAAAUUACUAAUGAUCUUACUUAUUUUUUUCCACACAAAUAUAUAAUGAGCAU
Metopolophium dirhodum (rose-grain aphid) is the source of this 1987-nucleotide messenger RNA. RefSeq names its product cytochrome P450 315a1, mitochondrial (gene sad). The record is from RefSeq and is a predicted model, not a curated record. Gene Ontology annotation, cellular component: mitochondrial inner membrane. Gene Ontology annotation, molecular function: iron ion binding; monooxygenase activity; heme binding. NCBI's taxonomy places the organism in Eukaryota, Metazoa, Arthropoda, Insecta, Hemiptera, Aphididae. Gene Ontology annotation, biological process: cholesterol metabolic process; C21-steroid hormone biosynthetic process; glucocorticoid biosynthetic process. The transcript has 7 exons. The coding region runs from base 170 to 1603 and encodes 477 amino acids.